Messenger RNA from Talaromyces proteolyticus, 3146 nucleotides. Its product is annotated as putative C6 transcription factor. Gene Ontology annotation, molecular function: DNA binding; zinc ion binding; DNA-binding transcription factor activity, RNA polymerase II-specific. Gene Ontology annotation, biological process: DNA-templated transcription; regulation of DNA-templated transcription. The record is from RefSeq and is a predicted model, not a curated record. The transcript is spliced from 3 exons. Bases 221 to 2932 code for a protein of 903 amino acids. Lineage: Eukaryota; Fungi; Ascomycota; Eurotiomycetes; Eurotiales; Trichocomaceae.
GGGAAAGAUCACGACAGACAGCUCACUGCAAAGACCAUCGCACCAGUGGCGUGAAUCAUUCGGCAUUUUCACUCGCGCAAUGAAGAAUUCCCCUCCUCUGGCACUUGUCGGUUGAUGUGCGCAUUCGACCAGUGUAGUGGCUCAGACUGGUCUUGCUUUGCUAUGCCGGUUAAAAGCCCCCUCUUCACAACAGCUCUCAUUUAUACCGUCUAUAGUUCCCAUGACUCAUUCGCAAACCCCCGGGUUAGACACCCUUGCUGAGGGCUCGCAAUAUGCUCUUGAGAAACUACAUCUCGCACGGCAAGCUGAGUUGAAUCACAGUAAAGCGAUCAACUCUAGGACUCAUUCCGAUGGCGCAUUCAAACUGCCUGCUCGCCGUGACUCCCAUUCAGAGGCGAGGACAAGUAUCCGCAAGAAUUCAUCAGCUCCACCCGCGGCUAUCGUGCGUCGUCGAAUCAGUCGUGCCUGCGACCAAUGUAAUCAGCUGCGAACGAAAUGUGACGGACAGACUCCGUGUGGGCAUUGUACCGAAUUUAGCUUGACCUGUGAAUAUGCCCGUGAAAGAAAGAAGCGCGGCAAGGCCUCGAAAAAGGACCUCGCUGAGGCCGCCGCCAAAAUCGCCGCCACUAGUGGGAGCAAUCCAUCCGAUACAUCAAAUCCGACGGCCGAUUUAGGCAUUACCAAUUCCAUGUCUCUUGGACCUUCUGUGCCAGGCAACUCAUACGAAUCGAAUGAUGAUUCGGCCCAUCCGUACUCAAACCCGCAGAUCACGCGAACUCCAACUAUCGCCAAUCUCGCUGGCAAUCCGCAACCAUCACAGCCUUCCCAUUCGCGAGCCCAGCAAGGCCAGCAUCUACCUUCCAAUAUCGAUAAUAUCACGAUGAACAACUACGGGCAGAUUAAUGACGUAGAUCGAUCAGUCAUGCAUAUGCCUGACUUGCGAGACUUGCAACCACGCUCACCACCGGCUCUAAUUCCAGCUGGCUUCAACGGCUUUCACGACGCAUACAAUUUAAUGAACCCCGAGCCUCAAAACAACCCAAAUAUCAAUACCUAUCGCUUCGGAAACCCUAGCGAAGAUCCAUCAGCAACUCAGUUCAUCGGACUUUCGCCUCCCGCCCAGUCCCCUGGGUGGCUUCAACUGCCGUCGCCUUCUGCAAAUUUCCCUUCUUUGAAUAUUCCAACCGGUCCUACCAGCAGUUUGAGAUACCCUGUUUUACAACCGGUCAUGCCACAUUUAAUGUCUAUCAUUCCUCAAUCGUUGGCUUGCGAUCUUCUCGACUUAUAUUUUGCUAGCUCGUCUUCGUCGCAUUUCUUCCCUCAAUCGCCUUAUGUGGUGGGCUGUCUUUUCCGGAAGACUGCCUUUUUACAUCCCACUCGACCACGCGUGUGCAGCCCCGCUCUAUUAGCAAGUAUUCUUUGGGUGGCAGCGCAAACCAGCGAAGCCGCGUUUUUGACAUCUCCUCCAUCGGCUCGCGGAAGGGUAUGCCAAAAGCUGUUAGAGUUGACUGUUGGCCUGCUACGACCGCUCAUACACGGACCGGCUCCGGGGGAGACAUCUCCAAACUACGCUGCAAAUAUGGUGAUUAACGGGGUCGCGCUAGGUGGGUUUGGGGUAUCCAUGGAUCAACUGGGCGCUGAGAGCAGUGCUACCGGCGCAGUUGAUGAUGUUGCGACUUACAUCCAUCUGGCAACUGUCGUUUCGGCGAGUGAGUACAAAGCUGCUAGUAUCCGGUGGUGGGCUGCAGCGUGGUCGUUGGCGCGGGAGCUGAAACUUGGACGUGAACUUCCACCAACACCCUCUCAACCGCGUGCCGAUGAUGUUGAAGGAAAUGCCGAAAUGGAGCUUAAACAUUCCAUGACCAACGGCACAUCUGGUUCUAGUGGCCAUGUUACCGAAGAGGAACGCGAAGAACGCAGGCGUGUUUGGUGGCUGCUCUAUGUUAUGGAUCGCCAUCUCGCGCUAUGCUAUAACCGCCCUUUGACCUUAUUAGAUAAGGAGUGUGAAAGCCUCUUGCAGCCAAUGAAUGAUGAUAUUUGGCACUCAGGCGAUUUUGCCAAUGCCGGCUACCGACGAGCUGGACCGAGUUUCGAAUUUACUGGCCAUAGCAUGUUUGGAUAUUUCCUACCCUUGAUGACCAUCUUGGGCGAGAUUGUUGAUUUAUACCAUGCACGGAAUCAUCCGCGGUUUGGCGUUUACUUUCGAAAUAGCCGCGAGCGAGAGAACCAGCAAGCAGAAAUUGCCAACCAGCUAGAUAUCUACGGCCAAAGCCUGUGUGAAUUUCAGGCUCGACAUGCCAGCUCUCUCGCUCUCGCCAACACGGAGAACGAGGCAAAUUUUUCUGCACCAGGAAUAGACCAUGUCAGCCCUUCUGCCCGGUCAACAAGCACUGCCGGAUCCCGCAUGAACGAAUCCCUCAUGCAGACCAAAAUGGUCGUCGCAUACGGCACCCAUAUCAUGCACGUCUUACACAUUCUGCUCGCUGGAAAGUGGGACCCAAUAUCCCUCCUAGACGAUACCGAUUUGUGGAUUUCCUCCGACGGCUUCAUCACUGCUAUGGGUCAUGCGGUAAGUGCAGCAGAGGCUGCAGCAGACAUUCUCGAAUACGAUCCUGAUUUAAGCUUUAUGCCAUUCUUCUUCGGCAUCUACUUGCUGCAGGGCAGUUUCUUAUUGCUCCUUACCGCCGAUAAGCUCCAAGGUGACGCCACUCCUAGUGUUGUCAAGGCAUGCGAAACCAUCGUCAGGGCGCAUGAGGCGUGCGUCGUGACACUGAACACGGAAUACCAGCGCAAUUUCCGCAAAGUAAUGCGCUCAGCGCUCGCCCAAGUCCGCGGCCGGAUCCCCGAGGAUUUUGGUGAGCAGCAGCAACGACGACGAGAGGUGCUUGCUCUAUACCGCUGGACUGGUGAUGGCAGCGGGCUUGCCUUGUAAUGACGGUAUGGCUUUUUCAAGCAAAAAUUUCAGUGGAGUUGGAGCAAAAUGGAAAGGAAACAGGUCUUUAUUUACCGUUAUGGAAGUUCUUGCGGAUGUACUUUGCUGUUGGUUUUUGAAUUUUAUCUGUUGUCUCGAAUACCCUGUACACAAGUGCGCUUCAUGUAGUCAAGGCAAUUCUUGUCUCUACUUAUCAAAAUAUCAUAUAUUCUGG